UUCCGUUUACAGGAAGUAUCCAGAAUCUAUAUCUUUAUAAAUACAACUAUGUGCACUGUAAUUAUAGUUUUCAGCAGAGUCGACAUCUCAAAAUGGGUAGCGCUCCAGAAGCGGUCACAAAAAACUUGAAAAUCGUCUGGACAAAUGUUGUACUUUUUGCUAUUUUGCACGCGUUGGCUGUCCAGGGAAUUUGUGUUUUAUUUGAAGGAAGUUGUUCGGUAUGGACGAUAAUUUUUUCUUUAACCUUUGGUGUCUUAAGCCAAAUAGGUGUAACAGCUGGAGCUCACCGUCUAUGGUCGCACAGAUCUUACAAGGCAACCUUCCCUUUAAGACUCAUACUAAUAAUCCUGGACACAUGCGUUUAUGAGACUUCCGUCAUAAGCUGGUCCCGCGACCAUCGGUUACACCAUAAAUUCUCGGACACGGACGCGGAUCCACACAACGUCAAUCGAGGAUUUUUCUUCUCACACAUCGGUUGGGCUAUGAUGAAAAAACAUCCCCAGGUAAAGGAAAAAGGGCAAACAAUCGAUCUUUCGGACCUCUAUGGCGACCCUCUGUUAAGAUUUCAACACAAGUACUACGUCCCUCUAAUGACCUUUGCUUGUUUUACUUUCCCUGUCGCUGUUCCUAUGUACUUCUGGAAUGAGAGCUUUAAGAAUGCUUUUUGCUUGAAUAUAUUAAGAUAUUUGAUUAUCGUGCAUAAUACGCUCACUAUAAACUCGUUUGCGCAUAGGUUCGGGUUUAAACCUUACGACAGAUUCAUCAAACCUUCUGAUAGUAAAGGCGUUUCAGUGUUCACUUUUGGAGAAGGUUUUCACAAUUUCCACCACACGUUCCCUUGGGACUAUCGUUCGGCAGAGUUCGGGGCUUUUUCCUUUAAUAUAACCAGGUCCGUAAUUGAAUUAUUCGCGCGGAUCGGUUGGGCUUACGAACUGAAGUCGGCUUCAUAUGACUUGAUUAAAAGCCGGGUGCGCAGAACCGGUGACGGCAGUCACGAGAUUUGGGGUUGGGGAGAUGAGGAUCAAACCCAACUGGAGUAUAAGGAAGCUGUAAUUUUAAAUAAGAAAUUUUAGUUAAAAUGGUUUAGUUUUAAGUAUUAUCCUAUUUUAAGCCUGAUUAGAAAUUAGUUGUUACUAGUCCGUCAUCAUAUUAUGAAUAAUAAUUGGCAAUUUGUAGAUCAAAAGCAUUGACAUUGAUUACUGUGAAAUGAAAUAAUUGAUUGAAUUUAUUAAAGACUGACUCAUGUUUGUAAUUGUCACAGUAUUACUUCACAUAUAUUUUACAGUGGUAUUUUAAAGAAAUUGAAUUUACUUUUUAA
Anthonomus grandis grandis is the source of this 1318-nucleotide messenger RNA. RefSeq names its product acyl-CoA Delta-9 desaturase-like. Lineage: Eukaryota; Metazoa; Arthropoda; Insecta; Coleoptera; Curculionidae. Gene Ontology annotation, biological process: unsaturated fatty acid biosynthetic process. The record is from RefSeq and is a predicted model, not a curated record. The transcript is spliced from 4 exons. The coding region runs from base 93 to 1073 and encodes 326 amino acids. Gene Ontology annotation, cellular component: endoplasmic reticulum membrane. Gene Ontology annotation, molecular function: iron ion binding; stearoyl-CoA 9-desaturase activity.